GUGCGUGGUAGGGUGAGGGCUAUAAGAUUCUGAGCACCGCGGUAGAGAAGUAUAAUCUGCUUGUAGGGACCACAACCAGCGGUCAACUAUGGAGCAGUGGUGCACCUGCUACCGGUGCCACGUCAUGAGGGUGUCUGUGCAUAAUUUACAGAAUGAAGGUAAUGAGUUGCCGUUCCCGACGACGCCACCGGGGACUCCACCCAGGUAUCCAUGGCACAGGCCAGAAACGCCACCAUCCUGGGUGGAGUUGGGCUCUCCACCAAGGUCCAGGUCGCCGACGCCGCAACCUAGGGCGCAGUCAACCCCAGUGGCCAGGUCGCCAACACCUCCACCGGAGGUCAGGGUGCCGACAGCUCCACCAGUGGCCAGGUCGCCAACACCUCCACCGGAGGUCAGGGUGCCGACAGCUCCACCAGAGGCCAGGGCGUCGACACCACCACCCGGCCCAGAGGGAAGGCAGCGACGAAGGCGUCAUCGCCGCCAAGCUGCCUUCAUUUUAAAUAUUAAUAUUAAUUUUUAAUAAAAGUUCAAUUUUUUGAUAUAUCCGUAUACAUUCUUUUACGCAUGCGCGAAUGGGUUGGAGUAAAUGUAAGAGUGGGGUGUGCGAAAGGUAGGAGUGGGGGUAAAAGUUCUAGUGCGCAUGCGCGAGCAAAAUUUCGGGUAUAUAUUCGGGAUCGCGAGCGAAUUUAGUCAUUCUCUCUUCUGUUCGCAGGUGUUCCAGCAGCAGCAGUCUCCCUUGCCAUUUACUAACUGUCUUUUUUU
Leptopilina boulardi is the source of this 762-nucleotide messenger RNA. RefSeq lists its product as uncharacterized. The transcript is spliced from 2 exons. The record is from RefSeq and is a predicted model, not a curated record. The coding region runs from base 89 to 520 and encodes 143 amino acids. Lineage: Eukaryota; Metazoa; Arthropoda; Insecta; Hymenoptera; Figitidae.